CCUCCCCCCUCAACCUCACCACCUCGUCCUUAAAUUCCUUCGCUCGCAGAGAAGCCUCAUUAGCUUCCUUCUAGAACCGCUCAACCCUUUCCUCUGCCUGCUUCUGUGCAUCCUUGGUGGUUGCAAGUUUAGAGUCCUUCUCCAAAAAAGCGGCCUCUUAUUCCUUGACAAUAUACUCCCUCAGCUCCUUCUUAAAUGCCUCCCGUACGUCAUUCAGCUGAGUUAGAAUAGGGUCAAGCGGGAACUGCAAACCCAUUUGGAUGUGUUCCACAUGGAUGAGGAUCCACCCACACUACAACAAAAUGAGUCUAUCCCGAGGGUUUUGUAGCAGGGGUUUGACGAAUCCUUGCUAGCGUUUCCCGGAACUCCCCUAGCAGCGGUAUAUCCAAAGGGUUAAAGAACCCUUGCUACAGGGUUAAGUACUUCCCGCAGCCAUUCCAAUUUUCAUUUACUUUCACUGUUUAUUAUCCUUUCAUGGGGUGAAAAAAUUAUUUCAGUUCGGAUCGAAAGAAAACAAAUCCCAAGUCAAGCUCCACACCGCUCUUCUAUCUUCUUCCCCUUCUUCUUCCAUAGCACGAAAAUCCCCAAUUAUUGUCGAAUGCGAAGCGAGGUCCAUAGCUGCGAGCUUUGCCGAUAGAUUCAGUCUAUGUGAGAUGAGAAGCUAGAAAUCCGAAGCAGCAGAAGACGAUGAAGGAAUAUGGAUCGACUCCCCAGUGCUUUUUCAAUUUUGGAGCUCAGCGUUGUCGCUACUUCUUCAUCUCCCUUCACUUCAUGCCCAAAUCUGCCGGUAACUCAUUCCGCUUCUGACGUCCUCCAUUUCCCCUCUUCUUCGUCCCCACGAAAUGGUUUUUAUGGAUAGGGAGCUUCUCUAUUUUCUGAUGCAUAAGUGGCUUCUCUGUUUUCCAAUGUAUAUGGAUACCGGCAUAUUGACUGUAGUCAAGCUUACGACACCAAGAAGGAGGUAACAUAAUUGAGCUUAAGGUGUUUGAUAUUUUGCCUCAUAGAGACAGAGGCCUGAACUUGCUUGCGCUCUGGUCUACUUACUGUUUUUGUGGCCUCUGAGCUCCCAGGUGGGAACUGUUAUGACUUCUGAAGAAGCUUUUCGAUGAGGGUGUGGUCAAGGCAGUGCGAGGGUUUCUUUGUUACUUCCAAACUCAGGUUCAUCUCUGUUCUCAAUAGAACUUUCCUGUAUAACAACCUAUUGAAGGAAAAGUCCAAUGAGCAAGCAAAUACUCAUAUAUGUUUGGAGUAUGUGUUUGAGUUGGGAAUGGUGAAGCCAAAAUCAUGUAGGCAACAAAAGAGUCAUCUAUGGUGAAAAUUUGAGGAUUACAAUAUUUUGUUUACUCUAGUUUCUAUUUAUGAUUACAAUAUCCAACUAAUCAGACCAAUGAUUCAUAAUUAGUUGAAGGAUUAGAUAGUUUAAAUGUUUGUUGGGUUCUUUUUGAUGAUCUGCAGUGAGCAUUAAUUAAUAUAUAAAAGCCUAGGUUACUACUACUGUUUAUUUCUAACCUUUAUCAAGAAAUUCUCAUCACGGGCUUCAGGAAGAGGUGAUAUUGAUUCAGCAACAGAAAAUAUUUGGCAUUAAAGUAGCACCAACCAGUUUGAUGCAACCUUGAAUUUAUUGUUCUGUAUACAACUUAAGUACACCGUUAGAUUUCCCUGACCCAAUUCUUUAAAGAGCCUCAACUCACAGGGCUCUUUAAAUGCCAUCAAGGUUUGAUAUGGAAGUAAGAAUUGUGGGGUUUCUGUAGCCAUUCGUAGAUGCAACCUCGAUUUAUUAUAUUUACAAGCUAAUUCUUCCAUUCCUUUCGUUUUUUUUAUUUUUUAUGCAGGUUAACCAACAAACGGCUUAACCUAUUAAAAAGAUUGCCUCUCAACAUAUUUUAGAUUUAAAUAUCAGGUCAAUGAUGCUUCUCUUCUAUUACCUUAUGCCUGCAUUGGAACUGUGCACUUGAUCAUCAUAUGAAUACCUUGGUUUCUCAUUCCAUUGCAUUGAAUUCUUUGUUGAAUGAUGUGAUAAGUUCAUAUGCUAUAUCCUAAAGAGCUUACUGCUGUCUCUCGCAUGAACUAUGCAUAAGAACAACACACAACAGUCGUAAGACAGAAGAGUCUUUUAGUGCUGAGAUUUCUUCAUCCAUCUUGUAAGUUUCUUCUACCAACGGCAGAUAGGGAGGCUCUUUCAAAUGCCUUAACAGUUUCAGUUAAAGUGUAUUAGUGGUUUAAGUGUAUGUGGGUUAUGGAAUUUUCAAUGUUUCACUUGAUCAUUCAUAUUUUGCAAUGUUCUAUUUUCCCUGCACGUGUCUUCAAGGAUACUUUCGCCAAAGGAAUGGAUGGGGUUCAGGGACCAUCUUUAUCUGGCUCUGGAUUCUAUAUCACAGGAGCGGCACUAUGUGUCAAUGUUUCAUAUAAAGAAAGCACUGUUGCCGGAAAACUUCACCGUCCUUGAUCGUGCAAUUUUCGAGCACAAUCUUCUAAAUGCAAGCAAACUAUACACUAAUAUAAGCAGAAGGAAAGCAAAGACAGUCAUACGACUAUGUUCUGAAAAUGAUGACCUAUUUAGAUUUCUAUUCAAGCAGUCGCUGUAGCUAGUUAUGGAUUGAAGGCAAGAUAGUUACUGAAAGAGAGCUCCAUAACAUUGACAUCAUUCUGACAUAAGUGGAUUUGCCUUCAAUAUCAGGACAUGUCCUCAUUCUAAUGAUGGAGCAUGAAAUCUGCAAAGACAUUCCUAUCGUAAGUAUGCUAAUCCUGACUCAAGAUUUUAAGUUAGUUGAUUUGGCUUAAGCAUUUGUGCCCUAUUAAAGUCGUUGACUUUGUUAAAUUGAAGAAUCGUGUUCUUGGUACGUGGUACUGAGGUAGAGUUGGAUCAAUCAUAGUGGUUGGUGGUUCAAGAAUGGAAAUUGGUGAACUUGGGAACAAUCUGAUGGUAAGUUUUAUUUGACAAAAGAUUGAUAAUUUCUCGUGGAUUCUAGCUUACCAUUAAUUACAACUGCAAGUUCAGGCUAGUUAUAUUGUCUCCUUUUAAUGGUUGAUGAUCAUUUAUAAUCAUUAUUAGUUCCUAUUGUAGUUGUUUUUUUGCAGGUAUGGUUGAUGGUAUGCAAUUGAUCUAAAUGGAAGGAGUUGUUGGCAGCAAAACCCAACUACAGUAUGGUACUCUACUAUGCUGCGGAUAGGUCAAUGAACAAAGAAUCCUUGUAGAAGUUUAUUGAUGGGACAAAUAUAUUUAGAGAUUCGAGAUUCAAGUUAUAAGCAUUUUAUCAUGUAAAUAAUAUUACUUUGGAUCA
Linum trigynum is the source of this 3281-nucleotide messenger RNA. NCBI's taxonomy places the organism in Eukaryota, Viridiplantae, Streptophyta, Magnoliopsida, Malpighiales, Linaceae. The record is from the annotation of a GenBank genome assembly.